This is a messenger RNA of Lasiodiplodia theobromae, 1605 nucleotides long. RefSeq names its product Autophagic serine protease alp2. Lineage: Eukaryota; Fungi; Ascomycota; Dothideomycetes; Botryosphaeriales; Botryosphaeriaceae. Gene Ontology annotation, biological process: proteolysis. Bases 1 to 1605 code for a protein of 534 amino acids. The transcript has 3 exons. Gene Ontology annotation, molecular function: serine-type endopeptidase activity. The record is from RefSeq and is a predicted model, not a curated record.
AUGAAGGCUGCUAUCGGCUUAUCGCUGCUGCCCGUGCUGGCGACAGCUUCCCCGGUCUUGAACACCGGCUCUAUCCACAACGACGCUGCUCCCGUCAUCUCCUCGGUCAACUCCAAGGAGGUCCCCAACUCGUACAUCAUCAAGUUCAAGAGCCACGUCAAGCACGACGAUGCGACCGCUCAUCACACCUGGGUCCAGGAGAUCCACAGCUCGAGCGAGACCGAGCGGACCGAGCUGCGCAAGCGCUCGCAGUUCCCCAUCGUCGACGAGGUGUUCGAGGGCCUCAAGCACACCUACAACGUCGCCGGCGGCUUCCUCGGCUACUCCGGCCACUUCGAUGAGGAUGUCAUCGAGCAGAUUCGGAGACACCCCGAUGUCGAGUACGUCGAGAAGGACUCCGAGGUCCACACCAUGAAGGAUGACGACUACGAGGUCGAGAAGAACGCCCCCUGGGGUCUCGCCCGUAUCUCUCACCGUGAGAGCCUGAGCUUCGGCACCUUCAGCAAAUACUUGUACACUGCCGAUGGUGGAGAGGGUGUCGAUGUCUACGUUAUCGACACCGGCACCAACACCGAGCACGUCGACUUCGAGGGUCGCGCUCACUGGGGCAAGACCAUCCCUCAGGGCGAUGCCGAUGAGGAUGGAAACGGCCACGGCACCCACUGCUCUGGCACCGUCGCCGGCAAGAAGUACGGUGUUGCCAAGAAGGCCAACGUCUACGCCGUCAAGGUCCUCCGCUCCAACGGCUCCGGCACCAUGUCCGACGUCGUCAAGGGUGUUGAGUACGCUGCUGAGCAGCACGCUUCCAAGGUUGAAGCUGCCAAGUCCGGCAAGGGCAAGAAGGGCUUCAAGGGCUCCGCUGCCAACAUGAGUCUUGGCGGUGGCAAGUCCACCACUCUCGACCUCGCUGUCAACGCUGCUGUCGAUGCUGGUAUCCACUUCGCUGUUGCUGCCGGUAACGACAACGCCGACUCCUGCAGGUACUCGCCUGCUGGUGCCGAGAAGGCCGUCACUGUCGGAGCCUCGACUCUCGCUGACGAGCGUGCCUACUUCUCCAACUACGGCAAGUGCAACGACAUCUUCGCCCCCGGCCUCAACAUUCUGUCCACCUGGAUUGGCAGCAAGUACGCCACCAACAAGAUCUCGGGUACCUCGAUGGCCUCUCCCCACAUUGCUGGCCUUCUUGCCUACUUCCUGUCGCUUCAGCCUGCCUCUGACUCUGCCUACUCCGUUGCGGAGAUCACCCCCGCCAAGCUCAAGAAGCAGCUCAUCGCUGUCGCUACUGAGGAUGCUCUGAGCGAUGUUCCCAGCGAUACCACCAACCUCCUUGCCUGGAACGGCGGUGGCAAGUCCAACUACAGCGAGAUCGUCGCCGACGGUGGCUACAAGCUUACCUCCAAGGUCAUUGACAUCUCCCUGCCCUCGAUGGAGGAUGUUGAGGAGGAGGUCGAGAGCGUCAGCCGCAAGUUCUCCGCUGGCUCCGAGAAGCUCGAGUCCAAGAUCGAGAAGCUUGCUGAGAAGUUCGAGGACUUCGUCGCCGACGAGAUGGAGGACUUCCUUGAGGAGUUCAAGCGCCACCGCGCUGCUAAGCACGAGUCCAUGUAA